Molecule: messenger RNA, 441 nt
Organism: Mollisia scopiformis
Lineage: Eukaryota; Fungi; Ascomycota; Leotiomycetes; Helotiales; Mollisiaceae
Product: Yos1-like protein
Exons: 4
Coding region: 91-357 (88 amino acids)
Biological process (GO): endoplasmic reticulum to Golgi vesicle-mediated transport
Cellular component (GO): COPII-coated ER to Golgi transport vesicle; endoplasmic reticulum membrane; Golgi membrane
Source: RefSeq, a predicted model, not a curated record
CAAGCUACCUGGCAACAAGACUAUCCUUCUCCCACUUGCACACCCUGCCUCUGCGCCCGACAAACACCUGUCCCCGACACAGAAUCAAAGAUGGCCAUGCUGUUUGGCUUCGGAAACCUGAUUUACAUCAUUGUCCUCCUCACAAACGCCAUAGCCAUCCUCUCCGAAGACCGAUUCCUCGCGCGCAUCGGAUGGUCAAACACGGUACAACAGCCAGGCUUCGGACAACAGGUCGGCGGAGAUGCGAGUAUCAAGCACAAACUCAUCAAUCUGAUGACGAGCGUGCGGACUUUGAUGAGGAUUCCACUGAUUCUGAUCAAUACGGUCAUUAUUCUGUAUGAGUUGUUCUUUGGAUGAGGGGUUGAGAUGAGAGGAAAAGUGUGCUGCAUUGCGUUGGCGUUUGGCAUGGUGGACAUAGUCAAUGAAUGAUACGAUCCCCGC